AUUUAUAGGCCUCUUCUGUAACUCUUUCGUGGUUUUAUUUAUUAUUAUUUUUUAUUUAUAUCAAAGUUAGACAACAACAAUAGCAAUACUGCCCUUUUAGUCUACCUUCUCUCUUCUUUCUUCAAAUAUGAAAAAGAAUUUAUUUACUUAUUUCCCCAUUCUGGUAGCGGGUAUCUGUUUAACUAUCUUUGCCUUGACAGCUGAGGCAGCUAUUAAAAUCAAACAUCCCAAGUAUGUCGAAAGUGCUCUCAAUACCAUUCCGGGACGUUAUAUCGUUUUGCUUCAUGAUGGAAAAAGUGGACUUGAAUUUGUUAAAUCCAUCAAGGCUACUUUUAGAGACGUAGAGUUAAAGGUCAGGGAGGUCAUUGACCAUCAGCUCUUCAAUGGCAUUUCAAUUGAGUUAAAUGCUAAGGAUGAUAAUAGCCAUAUGAAUGCUCUUAAGUUUAUUUUGGAUCAUGAUGAUACUGCUACUGUCUAUUCUAUGAAAUCUUUUGAUCGUCCUAAAGUUACACUUCAUUCUAUGGAUGAUUCUUAUGAACCCUCCGUCUUGCCUCACCAUAUGACACAAGUCGAUAUGGUUCAUUCAACUCUCAAGGAAAAGGGCAAAGGUAUUCUUAUAGGUGUUAUUGAUACAGGUGUUGACUAUUUACAUCCUGCUUUGGGUGGUGGAUUUGGUCCUGGAUAUAAAGUGGUUAAGGGUUAUGAUUUGGUCGGUAAUAACUAUACUGGUAAGAAUAUACCUGUUCCUAGUAGUGAUCCUCUUGAUAAUUGUGGUGCUGCAUCUGGUGCUUCAGGCCACGGUACUCACGUCUCCGGUAUCAUUGCUGGUUAUGAUAGUGAUAAAAAUUUUACUGGUGUUGCCCCUGAGGCUAGUUUGGGUAUGUGGCGUAUAUUUGGUUGUAAAGGUUCUGUCGAAAAUGAUAUUAUCAUUAAAGCUCUUUUGAUGGCUUAUGAUGCUGACUGUGAUAUUAUUAAUAUGAGUUUGGGUGAAACCAAUGCUUGGUCCCAGACAGCUAGUGCAGAAGGUUAUGUUGUUGAACAGAUUACUGCUAAAGGUGUCAGUGUCGUUGUCUCUGCUGGUAACUCUGGAGCAGAAGGUAUUUUCACUGUUGGUCAACCUAGUACUACCCUCUCUGCUUUCUCUAUUGCCUCUGUUGAUAAUGAUUACCGUAUACUCAGAUACUUUGUAGCUACUGGAAUUAGACAUCGAAUUUUUUAUACAAAAAGUAAUGACAAUACUAUAAAAAAUGGACUUGUUGUUAACGGAGAUAAGAAUCCUGGUAAUAAGGCUGAGGGUUGUACUCCUGGUUCAAUUAAUCCUAAUGUAAAGGGCAAGAUUGCUCUUAUCAGAAGAGGCACCUGUCCUUUCACUACAAAGGUAGAUAAUCUUACUGCCGCUGGCGCCGUUGCUGUUAUCAUUUACAAUAAUGUUUAUGAUGAACUUGAAGACACUGUCCCUAAUGCCACUGUCCCCGUUAUUACUAUCUCUGGUUCUGACGGUAAAGAGCUUGCAAUUGCCAUUAAAGCAGGUUCUACUGUCCAGCUCAUUUUCAAUCCCAGCGGCUCUAUUGUGCCUAUUGAAACGGGUGGUACCAUCUCAAGUUUCUCUAGCACAGGUUCCUCUGCUGAACUCAAUUUCAAGCCUAAUAUUGCUGGUGUGGGUGGAUUUAUUUUUUCUACUUUGCCUCGUUACCUUGGUAGUUGGGGUGUAAUGAGUGGUACCUCCAUGGCUGCUCCCUAUAUUUCUGGUUCUAUCGCUCUUUACCUUGGUGUUAAUGGCAAAAGUAAUCCAGUUACCUUUAUUAACGAGCAAUUCCAGAACUACGCGCUCUCCACCAGGGUCUUUAAUACGAUUUAUAUCGAUUCUCCUAUUCGUCAAGGCGCUGGUCUCGUUCAAGUCUAUGACACCAUCACUCAAACGACUCAUGUUACACCUGCUCAAAUCAGCUUCAAUGAUACUGCCACAACAAACUAUAAAACUCAGAUGAUUACCAUCACCAAUUACGGUAAUAGUACGAUCGACUACGACGUCUUCAACAAUUUCUCUACUGCCAUCUCCCCUUACGAUACUUCGGUAGAUGAAUACACUCCUCUUGAACCCGCAGACAAUUUUGUUGCUGCUGCCGAUUUAAAGUUUUCUGCAAAAAAAAUCAAAUUAAAACCUGGAAAGUCAUUCCAUCUUAAGGUCACCGUUACACCUCCUACGACAGACCCUAAGGAGCAUAUCUUCUAUGGCGGUUUCAUCAGUUUGAUAUCUAAGCAACCAUCAAAUAGUAAAGACCUUAAUAUUCCUUACUUUGGUGUAGUUGGUAUUCAAAAGACCUUACCUAUCUUUGACGAAGGAUUCCCCGUCAUUUUUGAUCGAAAUAAUACAGCCUACUCUCAAAAUGAAACCUUCAUCUUUGACCGAAACAAUAAUUUAACUGCUCCUAUUGCUGUCUUGAGACUUGUGACACCCACUGCUCAUAUUAAAGCCGAACUAUACGAAGCUGAUUCUAAGAAGCUCCUAGGUGAAUUCAUAACUGGCCUUAAUUUUAUCGGUCGUAACUUUUUGACAAAUAACUACGGUGAUGAAACCUUCUACCCAUUCCCUUGGGAUGGUACCUAUGUACCUUCAUCUAUCCCCGAGGCACCCUUACCUAUUCCUGUUACAAGUGGUACUUAUUUGUUUAAAUUUUCUGCAUUAAAGAAUAUGGGCGAUCCCAAUAAUGCAAACGAUUGGGAGACUUGGACUUCUGGACCUGUUGUCGUCAAGAAUUAAAAAAGUGUAUAUUAAUAUCUGUACUAAUAUAAUAAAUAAUAAAUACAAAUAGAACUUAAUUUA
Molecule: messenger RNA, 2824 nt
Organism: Cokeromyces recurvatus
Lineage: Eukaryota; Fungi; Mucoromycota; Mucoromycetes; Mucorales; Mucoraceae
Product: peptidase S8/S53 domain-containing protein
Exons: 6
Coding region: 128-2761 (877 amino acids)
Biological process (GO): proteolysis
Cellular component (GO): cell wall; membrane; cytosol
Molecular function (GO): tripeptidyl-peptidase activity; serine-type endopeptidase activity
Source: RefSeq, a predicted model, not a curated record